GCGAUAGGCUGUUCGCUUUGAGACGAAAGAGAUGAGAAAUGAGACGGUGUGACCUCGAAGUUACUUUCCAGUGCCAGUGCCAUUUUCUAUUUUCCAUUGACCACGAACCAUCUCUUACUCCUUGCUAUUGAAUAUCAACCGUAACCAACGCAACCAUCUAGUCAGGUAAUAGCCAUAUUGUCAAUUGGUUAGGCUAGUAGAGGGUAUCUUCCGUUUCUUCAUCUACUGUAUCAUUCUACUAGCUAGCUAUACUGUAGCUAGUAUUGGUAUUGUUAUUGGUGUUGUCAAUAUCUUCGCCAGAUCUUAGGAUCACUAGAUAUUGUCGUUGAAAAAUUGGACUGAUUUGGCCAUUGAGUCUUUUGAAGCGUCUUUUUGAAGAUGAAUGUGAAUGUUGUCACAAGAAACACAAAUCCGGAAUUGGCCAUUGAUUUUUCUUCCAGCCUGAAAGAAAAGUUGAAGGUCAAUAGCAAGAACAAGUCUAUUAAUAGAUCCAACACAGCCAGAGUAGUUCCUGCAGCCAUGAAGCUCUUCAAUCAGUUUUUGCCUUACCAUUUGAAGGCUCAGCAGCAGCCCAUGCUCUUGUCUACUGUAUCUACAAGUACAACAAGUACUGUAUCUACAAGUACAACAAGUUCUACAAGUACAAGUCCUACCAAGAUGAAGAUGAAGAUGAACUCCAAGAAGAAGAAACAUCUGCGCAAGAUUCACAAGUUUCUACUCAGUGACAACAGAGAUGCUUACCAGAGGUUCUGUCAACCCACUUCUACUUCUACUUCUACCUCUACCAAUACCAAUACCAAUACCAAUACCAAAAGAAAGUGCAAUUGCAAGAAAGAAGAACUAGAAAAGGAAAAACAACCUGAAGAUAUGACCAAUUCCACUUUGGAUUUGGAAUUGUCUUUUUCUUCGGAUUCUUCUGAAGCAGAUCUUCCUGAAACAAUUGAUCCAAUUGAACCAAUGGAAGUGUGCCUUUGCAACUGGGACUCUGAGGAGUUUGAGGAAUUUGAGCAAGAAGAAGAGGAGGAAGAUGAAGACACAGAGUCCAUCUCUGGAUCAGAUGCAGAUGCAGAUGCAGAAGAUCAUUUGGAUCAGCAACCUUUUGAUUGUCGCCAAGAUGAGCCAGAAGAGGCUGCCCCGUGCACCACCACCACCACCACCACCACCACGAGACGACAACAGCACCCACAGUACCACAGUAGACCCACCGUGCGUCUCAACUUGACGCGUCGUUCCAAUUGGAAGUUUGUCACGGACAAGCAAGAGUUGCAAGCUUGGAAGGAACAAAAAGAAUGGCUCGCACAAGACAAGAUGGCACUCAAAAAUAGACGACAAACACUACGAACUCUACGACGGACAUCCUUUCUACUGAGACUACCCAUGAGACGAGGAUUUGUCGAAUGGAACGAGUCAACUCGAAACAAUCUCAUCUUUAGUGUCAUUCCAGAACUACAAGACGAAUAUCAAGUUGAACAUCAAGAUGAGAUGAUGGACGCACGAGAGGUCGAUGUUGACGAACUGGAACUAGAAAUGGAGAGGAUGCUCGAACAACAGUAAAGAAACAAACCAACAGCAGACAGGUUCGGGAGCUGCCUAUUAGGUUCUUCAAGGGAUCCAACAAUGCAAUACUUACAUACACAAUACCGCACAGUUUUGACACAUUCAUUUUGUUUGGAGUACAUGUACACGUAUACAGCGUGAUAGUUUUUUAAUAAAUACUAAAGGAACAUCUAUCCGCACUUAC
Seminavis robusta is the source of this 1741-nucleotide messenger RNA. NCBI's taxonomy places the organism in Eukaryota, Bacillariophyta, Bacillariophyceae, Naviculales, Naviculaceae. The record is from the annotation of a GenBank genome assembly.